UAUGGUGCACCGAGCAGGUUGGAUAACUCAAGGGAUAUUUAUAGCAUAGGCUGCAGAGCCAACGCAAGUGGGCGGGAUUAUCUGUCACCACCAGCAUCACCCAACCUCAGCAUGAGGACUAACCAUUCAGCCUUCAGGGAUAGAGAAGGUGCUGUCUAUGUGUCCUGUACAGCAACUUCUCACUACAACAAUACACCAUCUUCUCCACCACCACCUCCAUUGCCCUCAGGCAUAGGUUACCGUGGAAAUGACCUACCAGCAUCUCCCGUCAACAACUCACCGACAGCACUAAGAGACAGGGACUUCAUCGGCACCCGUACCAAUAGUGCAGGAAUAAACCAUGGCAACAGCAGCACAGCAUCAAACAGCCAUUGCCACAACAGCGCAGCAGCUGUUAAAGAAAGGGAGUACCUCUCUAUGAGAAACAGUAUUCUUGGGUCUCCUAGGUUCCAUAGACGCAAUAUGCCAGGUAUGAUGUGGUCCUCUUGCAUGCAGAUAUGCCCACUAACAAUGGCUACAUGGGGAAGAGAGUGUGAUUAGGUUUCUUGAUAUCAGUGGGUGGUUCUGCAUGUUGAACAAAUCUCAGACUACAGUAGCCCAAGACAAAUUUUCAAAACUUGUAUCUCAAAUGUCUGAAGAUGCCUUUUUGUUUAAAUUUAUGCUUAGAUUUUGUCUUUCAGUUCUAUUUAGUUAAAAAAUGUAAUUGUUCUUUUUUUUUGUUUAUGCUCUUUCAUCUUUAUAUCAAAAGAUAAAUUCAGGAUUUUUUAUGGGGGUUUUAUAAUGCAAAAGAGGAAGGGGGAGGGGUGUUUCAAGGGGUGUUUCAAGCGGUGUUCACUUUCAGGUACAUAAUUUUAGGGCUCUAUAAUUGAAGGGAUUUUUUUUAUUACGUCUGUACAGAGUUGUGGAAGGGUUUAAAUACCAAAAAAAACUUGGCUAUGCAAGAAGUAAUAUUCAUUUUCAUUGAUAACUUUAGCUAUCUACAAUAUAUAUACGUCUUAGAACAAGCAUAAUGUGCCCAGUUAAAAUUGUUCACUUAAGGAGACUAUUAAUUAAAAUAAACAGCCAUUAAAUAGCUCCAUGUAUAAUUGUUCCACUUAUUGAAUGCUUGUUCUAGUUUACCAGCCAGAGCCUAUAGAAAUGGACAACCUGACAGGUGGAUAAAUAUAUAAUUUAUUGUUUCCUACUUAAUUCCUUUUAACAUUGCUGCUGUGUUUGUGAGUGAGUGUGUGUAAGUUUUUCAUUCCCCACUCUAACCACUGUGUGUAACUAUUGCAUAGGGCAUGGGAUGGAAAAUCAAGAUGGAGAUAUAAAGUGACAAUUUUUUUUUCUUUCAUUAGUGUGUACACACUUUAGCAUUGGGGAAUUUCUGAUCAUGGGGAAUUUCUGAUCAAUCUAUUAAACAAUUAUUUGUAGUAAUUGAAAUGCUUUAUAACUGUUUAGAUUGGAUAUAUAUUCUACAAAAUAUUCCAUUGGUUAACUACCAUCUCAAAGUAAACUAUUUUGUUUUAACAAUUUCUGUGUUCGAAUUGUAGAUUCUUAAAAAAAAUAAUAAAAACAUUCAGAAGUAUUUUGAAUGCUGCCUGCCAAAUUAAGUCCUUGGUAACACCUUUAUUGCAUUGUAGGAAUGUUUUGUUUAAAAUUUAGCAUGUACAGCUAACACAAUCUUCACCAAAUUAUAAAUUUCACAUUGUGAAUCUUACCUUGGAAUAAAAUAAUCAGAAAUUCAAACAUGUGUUUUAUCAUGGUGAUUUUUUUCACCUAUGACCUAUUAUAAUAUUAUAAUAUUAUUCAUUCCACUUUCACAAAACAUGAUGUAGUUCUCAUAUGUCUGAGCUGCCCAUCCUUUUGUGAGGAACUUCAGAAUUAUUUGACAGCAUUAUUUUUAAGUUAAACAUAUAUAAUAUUAAAAUUUAAGUUUAAUCAAAGGAGCUAAUUUUUAAAUAUUUGUUUAGAGCACUAAAAUCUCAUCAGAGACAACAUUUAGAGUGAAAUGUCUCUCAUCAAGCUGUAAGUCCCACAAAUGAGGCUUUAGAUAUAUGCAUUCUUUCACAUGGUAUUGAUUUCAAGGUCUAUCAAGAUACUUUAAAAUGUGUGGGAAUAUCAAUUAUGUUUAAAUUACAUGGAAAAAAUGUCUAAAUUCAUCAUGAACUAUUUCUCUUUCCGUGCGAUACCAUCAAGCAACAUUCAGACAGAUCACCAUUUAAUGGUAUAAUCUAGGCCUAUGUAAUAAUAGUUUCAAGAUUUUAUAAAAUAUUUUCAAUAACUGGGAAUAGCUUUAAUUUUGAAUUUUUAAUUAUAUAUUUUUAUACAUGUAUUUUGAAGUGCUUUAUAUUUGAAGAGACUUUGUUCACUAUUCUAAUUCAUUUUAAUGAAAUUUAUUUUACUUGUCAUAUCAUAAAUUGUAGUCAUCUCUCAUCUGUUCUUCAUCUUUGCCGUGUGUAAAUUUGUUUUGACUCUUCUUAUUUGCUAAAUGUUUCUUAUUUUAAUUUGCUUCCUUUUAACUGUUUCUUCACUUUAUCAAAAUGAUUAUAAGUACUGUGAAAUUAAAACACACAAUUUGAUAUUGUUUUUAUAUCUCAUCAGAAAGGUGUGGUGCUUCUGUCGCACUGCCAAACAUGAACCUAAAAUAUACAUUAAAUUAACUGGACUGAAUGUAUUCUUAAACCUAAAAGUUUUGAAAGUUUACACUACGGUGUUAAUUACUUAAUAUAUUUUAGUAUAUUUGACAUAUGCUUCAGAUUGUAAACUUUACAUGUUUAGUUUAUCUUUUCAUAUUUAAUUUUAAAAUGACUCAUACACUCAUGUGUACUAUAUUAUAUAUCUAAGUCCAUCUUAGAUAGGAGCUGUGAUUUCAUUUUUUCCUAAUGUAUAUUAUAUAUAUAUAUAUAUAGGUAUAUAUAUAUUUGCAUUUGUGUGACUUUUCAUUUUAUAAUCAUUCUGUCAUCUUACUGUAAUGACAGUGUUGCAUAUAAAACUCAUUCUGCCACUUGUUAAAUCCUUUAUGUUAACACCUUCUCCAUCUACAAAUACUGUUGGAUGCACAACUGUUAUUUUGAAUUAUAUUUAAAUGCCAAACUAUUUGAUCUGAGUAGAUAUGGAUUAGUUAUUUUGUAUCUUUUUGUUCAUCCUGAUAUACUCUAAAAUGCUCAUGCAGCCAUUAUCCAAUGUAGUCUAGAGGAUUUUGUCUUAUUGCUAAAACACUAACAUGCUAUUCCCACAUCUGUAUGCCAUUUGCCAUGAGGGAUGUUGGUUGAAGGGAUGUUUACACCAAACUGACUGUAUUAAUGAUACUUCAAUACCAGUUGCAUCUUUAUCAAAGUUUCAAUUAAGAAUUAUAUAUUUUUAUUAAGAUUUUUCAAUUAAGUUAUGACCUUUUAAAAAAAAUGUUUUUCUUUCAAAUUGUAAAUAAAUUAUGUAUUUCUUUAAAUAUAUAUAUAUAUAUAUAUAUAUAUAUAUAUAUAUAUAUAUAUAUAUAUAUACUAAAUGCCUAGGCGCAUCCAAACUAAUUCUCAAUAAAUGCUAUUAGAACUUUUCACAUUUUUAUCAAGUUAAUUGUUAAAAGAAAUGAGGGGUUGGGGUUACCAAAAAAAAAAAAAUCGUCAUAAUGAUUUAAUGUAUAGCCUACAUUCAAAACUAUACUAUAAAUAACUUUAAUAAAUUUUAAACACAUUUGGAUUAAUGUAAAAUUGUUAGCAUAAUUCUAUUGUCCAUUCUAUAAUUCUCUUAUGAAUUUUUUUUCAGUUCCAACAUCAGAUGAAAUUAACAUGACACCAGAAUCAUCACCUGAGUAAGUUUGUGUUCAUUAUUGUCAGUUGCUAAGAUUUAGAUAAAUUUCAGCUGAGUGAUUAAUAUAGGCUUUUUUAGAGUAGCUAUCAGCUUUAUUGUGGCUUGGUACAAGCUAAUGAAGUUGACUUGGACAUUAAAUAUAUUUGAAGGCUUCUUUCUACAUGCAUAAUUUUAUAUAUCAAUUAUUUUAAAAUAUGUUUAUUGAACCAAAUAAGAAAAGGAUUUGUUUAAACAUUUAUGACACAUGUUUAAGGAAAGCACUGCAGGUUAUUUUCAAUUUAUUUAUUUAAUGCAACUUCAUAAAUUAUGUAAAUGUUCUUAAAUGCUCUGGUUGUUUAUUCCUUAUAGUCACAUGCAACUGCUAAAAGAUGUAAUAUUUACUUUUUUUCUUAUAUGUAUAAUUGAUAAGUGUCUUCUUGUUACAAAUUGCUUGUAUAAAAAGUUUCAUAAAUAGCUACCAGUUAAAAAAAGACUAACAGUGCCUCUACAUGGUUGCAUAAAAAGUUUAUUUUCCUACCAUCCAGACUUGCCAAAAGGUCCUGGUUUGGUGGCCUGAUGGGAAUGGAGCAAGAGCACCACUUUGUCAUGGUCAGGGAGAAGAGUUUCUCACAAGUCAAGGCUGAUCUGGUCCAUGCAUUCCUCUCAGUGAGUUGCUAUCAUUAGGAAUUGGGAAAUAAUUAACAUUGAUGAGCAGGGGUUAGUAGUGUUUGUAAUAGCAAGAUAACUUGAGGAGCACCAACUAUGGCACAUAUGCCUUUGUAAAAAGCUUGUGCUGGACUGAUUGUAUUAAGCUCUUCUUCCAAAAUACCUCUCUUUUUUUUGUUUUGUUCUCAAGACACACACACCCCACCCCCGCUAUUAAAUUAUUUUUAAAAAUGGAUAUCAAGCUAAUGGAGAAUGUAAUCAUUGUUUAACAUUAGAAUCUGUACUUAUCUACAUUGAGAACAGUUGGUAUUCUGUCAGCUAUAGUAUCUGAAUUAAUUUAAUUGGAUAGAAAGAAUACUUGCUGUAUGCACCUGAAACAGUAAGGAAACCAGAUUAUUAGCCUAAAUUAGAUUUUCAAUCACAAAAAGCUCAAAAAAGGAUACAUAUUAAAAAAAAAUUUAAAAUAAGAAUUCAAAAGCCUAGGGAUUACAUAGGCCUACAGUUAAUAAUGCAACAGACCAUGAUAUAAUACUUUUGUUUUAUUUUCCUCAACCAGACAUGUGACCUCAGCCAUUGUGUCGUGUCAACAACUACAUUCAGAGGAGAGUACCGCCGGGGUGGUGGGUCAUCAAUGUUUUCU
Lymnaea stagnalis (great pond snail) is the source of this 5071-nucleotide messenger RNA. NCBI's taxonomy places the organism in Eukaryota, Metazoa, Mollusca, Gastropoda, Lymnaeidae. The record is from the annotation of a GenBank genome assembly.